AUGUCAUCAGAGAAGCAAUACAAACCAGUCACGGUAGAAAAACCCAUAGAAAAUACAUACGAUCUUGGAAACCUCACGACUUUUGACCCAAAUCCCUUGUCAAACGAUAAAUUGAAAAGCAAAAACGAAUCCGAAAAGGAACAAUACAUUUCGUCAGUCACAAGAGACAAUGUACAACUAUUAAUAAACCAGAUAUUGUCGUUGCCGGUAAAGACAACCACUGACAAUCAAGGAUCACUGACGGGACACAGCUCGUCAAUGACAUUAAUUCAGUUACCCGAGCCAACGACAUUGUUGCCUCGUGAAAAAGCCAUUCCUAAGCCUAAACCACCUACCAAGUGGGAACAAUUUGCUGCCAAAAAAGGUAUCAAGCCAAAAGCCAAGGACGGAAAGUUGGUAUACGACGAAGAAAAGGGCGAAUGGAUGCCUAAAUGGGGGUACAAGGGUAAUAACAAAAGUUUGGACGACCAGUGGUUGGUGGAGUUGGAUGAUAAACCAAAGAAGAGAGGUAGAGAUGAUGGAGACGAUUUGGUCGAUCCUAGAACUUUGGCUAGGGCCGAGAGGAAGAAGCUAAUAAAGAAGAAUGAGUUACAACAUAAGCGAAAUUUGAGGAACGCUUCCAAUGUUGCCAAUUUGGAGGAAAUUACAGUGAAAAAGAUUAGAAAAGCGUUGCAGGAAUUGUUUGGAGUAGACUUGAACCCGCACAAGGCAUGUAAGGAAAUCAACGAGGUAAUCUUAAAUCGGUACUACAAUCUUCAAAGUAUCAGGAAACAGGAGUCAGAGAAUGCAGAAAAGAGAGAUCGGGAUGAAAUGGAGCGACAAGAUGCAUUGCUUGCGGCAAAGCUACUGAGGCAAGAGUCAGGUGGAAGACAACCAAGAACCAAACGUAAAGCAACCAAGGCAUCCCCAUCCAAGGAGAAGACAAAGCGAACUCCCAAUAAUGCUUUCAAUCGAGAAAUGGCUCUAAGCCACGAACUACAGAAUGUUAUUGCACAGGAGAGAUGCUCACGACCUCAAGUGGUGAAACAUUUGUGGGCAUACAUCAAGGACAACAAUUUGCAAAAUCCCGCUGAUAAACGACAAAUCCUCUGUGAUGAUAGACUUCAAAAGUUGUUCAAAAAGAAGUCUGUUGGUGCUUUUGAGAUGAAUAGAAUAUUGUCAAAGCAUAUUUUUGUGCCUGACGAAAUCGAUAAUAACCUGUCUGCCCAAGACGAGGUAGUCGUUGAUGAGGAAGAGAAAUCAGAUGAGACAACAAACAACGCAGGCAGUGAAGAAAGUGGUUUUGUGGUAGACAACAAUACAGAUGUAAACUUGGAGAAAACUGCAAAGCAAUUAGAAGAGGAGUUAACUUCAGAGGAAGAAUAA
Lodderomyces margitis is the source of this 1365-nucleotide messenger RNA. It is a transcript of the gene RRS1, whose product is annotated as Rrs1p. Gene Ontology annotation, cellular component: nucleus; RNA polymerase I upstream activating factor complex. The record is from RefSeq and is a predicted model, not a curated record. The coding region runs from base 1 to 1365 and encodes 454 amino acids. Gene Ontology annotation, molecular function: RNA polymerase I cis-regulatory region sequence-specific DNA binding; protein binding. NCBI's taxonomy places the organism in Eukaryota, Fungi, Ascomycota, Pichiomycetes, Serinales, Debaryomycetaceae. The transcript is spliced from 4 exons. Gene Ontology annotation, biological process: transcription initiation at RNA polymerase I promoter; nucleolar large rRNA transcription by RNA polymerase I; ribosome biogenesis.